Molecule: messenger RNA, 933 nt
Organism: Microthlaspi erraticum
Lineage: Eukaryota; Viridiplantae; Streptophyta; Magnoliopsida; Brassicales; Brassicaceae
Source: the annotation of a GenBank genome assembly
AUGGAGAGCUCUGACGGCGCUAGGGUUUUGGGAGACACGGAUGCCACGAUGAUGGAUAUUCCGGGGAAGGGGCAACCGCCGGAUGGGGCGGUCUCUUGGGCAUCGAUGGUGAUGGGCACGAGCGCAGGAGGACGACCACACCCCGAGGAUUUACUGACGGAUGCGUUUGUUGUGGAGAGGCUAAGCGUUGAAUUCCCGAAUGGAGUGGAAGGGGAACCGGUAAUCAAGAUUGGUCAGGAGGUCUUAGAGGCGAUGAACGGACUCUGGAAGCAGUGUAUGAUCGUCAAAGUUCUGAGGAGGACGGUCCCGAUUUUCGUGCUAACGAAGAAACUGCGGGAGUUGUGGAAACCAAAGGGAGUUAUGACGGUUUUAGAUCUCCCUCGAGGUUUUUUCAUGGUGAGGUUUGGAGAGGAGGAUGAAUACAUGGCCGCGUUGACGGGGGGUCCAUGGAAAGCUUUUGGCAGCUACUUAUUGGUGCAGGCGUGGUCGCCGGGAUUUGACCCCUUGAGAGAUGAGAUUCUGACGACACCGGUUUGGGUCCGGCUAUCGUACUUACCAGUCAACUUCUAUCACAGGUCUAUCUUGAUGGGGAUCGCUAAGGGUCUCGGGAAACCGUUGCGAGUCGAUCAGACGACUUUGAACGUGGAAAGAGCUAGGUUUGCGAGGGUUUGUGUGGAAGUGAACUUGGGACAACCGCUGAAAGGAACGAAGCUUCGGAAGUUUGGCCGCGCGCGGAGGAGUUUCCGACGUCCAAAAGUUACGAUCUUGAUAUGGAAAGAUAGAUACUUGAAUCAUGCAUCACGUCGAAGUGGAAUGAAGCCAUUUGGAUCAACUAUGAGGCCUAGACUUAUUUUCUACCGAGACAUGUCCGGUAAGCGAGCAAACGAAGCCCAUGGAGGACUAGCUCACAUGUCCUUCACACCUCUUGAUUGA